AUGUCGCGCCGCCUUUCACACAUCAUCCCGGCUCUUCUCCUGCUCCUGCUCGUCUACUGGCUUUGCCUUUGGGUGAAGAUGGACAAGAGCCUGCGCCUGACUGGCACGCCCGUGCGUGUCAACAUCGGCGGUGGUGUCGCUGGCGAUGCGGCGGGCAACGGAACCAAUUGCAUCACCGCCGCCGCCGCCACCACUGAGCCUGUCACCACCGCCGAUGUCCCCGCCGAGAUCACCGGUGCUGCCGCUGCUGCUGUUGCUGUUGCUGCUGCUGCUGAGAAGCCUGACAAGGCCGAGAAGACUGGGAAGGCUGAGGAGAAGACCGAGGAGGUCGGUGACAAGAAGAAGCAGAAGAAGGAAAAGAAGGAGAAGGAGGAGGCUGCUGAGGAGAAGGCCGCCGCGAAAGAUGUAGUAGCGUGGUGGAAGCAGAUGGCUGUGAAGCCUCUCCAGUGGGUGAUCUCCGUGAUUGCGUUUCCGUUGUACAAGCGCAGUGGUUCUCGCUCUGACACGAGCCCGGGCCGCCGCUCCCUCCGGCUACCCACCGGUGCCCUGGUGCCGAACCUGAAGUCAACGUCCAUAUCGAAGAUGGAGGAAGCCACCACCAACAUGAGAGGCGGCGCGAGAUUCAACGAUCCCGUCAUCAUGAAACCACCCCCAGAGACCCCAACAACAGGCAACAGAGCCCAGCGAGACGAACUCCCGGAAGACUUCUUCGACUUCGACUUCGACUUUGCCGCCGAGGAUAUGAUUCCGAGGAUGGCUCAGCCGAACACAACGAACUCCCAAGAGUUACGAAAAGUACUUGGCCAUACAGAAUUGCCACAAGGAUUCCGAGGAUGGCUCAGCCGAAACCCGAUGUUGGUCUUGUGUUGGUUCCUGACUUUUACCGUCGGCAUCCCCUUGCGAUAUGCGGUACACCAUGACGCCUGCCUUGCGACCAAGACGACCCUCUCCCACCUCCUCUUGGCAUCAUCGGCGUUCGACAACAACAAUUUGGCCUCCAGCUUGGCCCGCAUCUUCUCCAGCUCGCGCGCCUUGACGCUCGCCAGGUGGCUCAGGUACGCCGCUCCGUCCUGGGGGAAGAAUGGCGACCUGAGCACACCGAUGUACGAGGAUGUGGCACGCACGUGGACGUACUUCAACCACGCCUGCUCCGGGGCGCUCAUCCAGAAGAACAACAGCACCGUAUCGCGAUACCCCGACCAGAAGCCCAGCGCACAGAAUCCUCUCUGCCGGGCCAUUUGCACCCGCCUGUUGCGGCGGCUGCGGCGGUACUUCGUCAAGUGGAAGUUUACCAUCCGCGGUUGA
Molecule: messenger RNA, 1305 nt
Organism: Neurospora tetraspora
Lineage: Eukaryota; Fungi; Ascomycota; Sordariomycetes; Sordariales; Sordariaceae
Exons: 3
Coding region: 1-1305 (434 amino acids)
Source: RefSeq, a predicted model, not a curated record